This is a messenger RNA of Exophiala bonariae, 2079 nucleotides long. RefSeq lists its product as uncharacterized. The coding region runs from base 1 to 2079 and encodes 692 amino acids. The transcript is spliced from 2 exons. The record is from RefSeq and is a predicted model, not a curated record. NCBI's taxonomy places the organism in Eukaryota, Fungi, Ascomycota, Eurotiomycetes, Chaetothyriales, Herpotrichiellaceae.
AUGGCAACGUCAUUCGGCGGGCCGAUACACAUAGACUCGAGACCAUGGCUAGAGGUCAACAGACGGCGUCGUGAUCACGGCGAUCGCGACCACAACCGCAGACAUGGUGUCUUAGAUGAGCCAGAGAAGCUCACGGAUCAUCACCAGAGCGACAAUGAUAUCUACCAUGAUCGACUUCAGCGUGACCAUCGCUCGGACCCGACGCAGAUCAUUCAAUCAAGUGCUUCCUCGGGUGUGAAACAUGCCAGUGUCUUCAUAGGAUUCUCCCUACCAGUAAUCAUGCUCGUCGUGGUCAUAAACUCUCCCCAACUUUACAAUUUCCAUUCAGAGUAUUGGAACAGCAUGUUCAAUCACUGCAACUUCAACGGAGUCUUCACGCCGCUCGAUAAUCCCUCAAUGAGCCAGUGGAACCCGUCUGGGCUAUUCUAUAUUACCAUGACAUGGGGUCAAAUGUCCUUUCCGAUUGCGAAAUUCAUCGACGUUGUUUGGGACAACAUAGCUGGCAGGGCAGUACAAGCGAUCCUUGCGUGGAUUACCUACAGGGUUUCAUCACAGUAUCUGUCGUUGGCAAUGCAAGAUGCCCCGGUCUCUUACUCCACCUACGAAGCAUUGGCAUUUGCACCGCCUACGUUCAUUCGGACCAUGGGAUUGGCCAGAGAUCUUCUGACCAGGCGCGGAGCACUGGCACGACUGAUCAGUGUCUGGAUUGUGUUGAGCUCGAUGUUUGUCAUCAGCUUCUCCUCUUGGGCCACGGCAAUGACGGGCUACAGCAGUAUCUACUAUGCCGUGAUGGAGACGUAUGAUGGUGAGCUCGUGAAGUGGGACAAUUUCCAAGUUGUGCAUUUUGCCAUCGCCGAUGCAUGGAGAAUAGGCGAACCAUCCCAAGUUCUCAUAACGACCGGGAGAGAGUGCGUUGCCCAAGGGUUUCUCCCUGAAGAUGGUGAGGACGAUGAAGGAAGCGUAAAAGAUACCACCGAUGAUGAUGGGCCUUGGGAGUACGUGCCUGGCAACUGUUCAUUGUUCUGGCGGACUGUUCAAUACGUGAACAACUAUGGUCUUAGCGCGAAAAAAGUCCUCCCAAGCGUGUUCAACAUGGAUGAUCUUCAACACAACUUGAGCUCUCCAACACUCAACAUCACAACUUCUUAUCCCAGUUCUUCACUUGGAAUUUUAGCAGGAUAUCUUGAGGAUAUAACGAAUGGCAAGCAUACCUCCAAGCUGCAUUAUGUUCAAGAUAUACAACCGUCAACAUUCUGGACGUAUCGAAAUGAAACAUAUUCUUGGGAUUACAUGCUCGAUCAUACGUCUUGUCGAUAUAGCGAACACCAUAGUUGGGGCUUUUCAUUCCUCAUACUUUUCAUCACGUCACUAUUACUCUGUAUAUGGUCAAUCGGAACAUAUGCUUUAUGGCUUUAUAUCCAAUUGUAUGAUCAAAAACAGAAGAGUCGACACAGUCAAAAAACGUUUGGAAUUUACAGCGCAAGCGUGGACUUGGCACAUGCCUUGAAAAACGAUUUCGGCAACGAGGAAGUCCAGCCAGCCAUGAGGGAGUCGGAUAUUCGAUCUUUGAUUCGACGCAGGGGGGAGGCGACACUCACUGGUGUCCAAAGCCCUCCGACAAUGAACUCGGCAAACAUGCAGGAGGCAGCCAAGACGUUGCAGUCUAGCGGACCGUAUUUUGAAGGAAAUAGUCACCCUAUGGCUCCUGACAACAGGUAUUCAAAGCGGCCCUGGAACAACAUCAGGUCAUUACUAUGGCCAAAGCCACUCGCACUCUCGCAUACUCUGCCCUACCAAACCACAUCUUCCUCACAAGCGCAUAUUAUCCACUCAUCGGGUGCUGAACCACCAUUCACGAAAGCAUCAAGCCUCUCGUCGACCACGAAUCCAUCGACGAACUUCGAUUUCAGCCCUACGAUCCCAUCUCCGGAUGCUCCCGGAGCAACCUCUCGGACGAAUGCGAUUGCGAAGGGCAUAAGAAACAGCGGCAGAUCCUGGUCUCCUCUUCCUAAUAACCAGGUCGGUGAAGGGGUGGAGUCAACUUUCUUCGAAUUUAAACGCGAUCUUGGUGACGACUGA